ACGCUUACUUAAAUUUCCAUUUCUUACAUUCCUCCCCCCAUCCAAACAAACCCUUAAACUCCACUCAUUUCUCGAAUCUACGAUCAACAAUCUACUCCUUCAGGUUUCUCUUUUCCAACGAGAACCAAAACUGAACCACUCAUUUCUCGAAUCUACGAUAAACAAUCUACUCCUUCAGGUUUCUCUUUUCCAUCGAGAACCAAAACUGAAAAAUGGGCGCACUUACGAAGCUGAUCGACGUCGUUCUCCUCCUCUUCUUCCUGGUAAUCGCGGUGGCGGCGCCGUUGCUCGACGCGCAGACAUGUCUCCCAUCCAGCUACUUCCCAGACUUCUUGAUCGAUCUGAAGCGGUGGUACAGCCAAGAAUACGGCGACUAUCUCAUGUCUGAGAAGCCCCAUUUCUUCGUCGGAGUUGUUUGGCUCGAGCUCCUCUUUCAAUGGCCUCUCGCAUUUUUCAAUUUGUACGGGAUUUUGGCUUCCAAGCCUUGGUUUAACACCACGUGCUUGAUCUAUGGAUCCUCCGUGUUCACUUCCAUGGGUGCUAUAUUAGCUGAGCUGAUGGGGUCUGGCAAGGCAUCGGACAAAUUGAUGAUGAUUUAUUCACCCUUCAUGGGAUUUGGAAUUCUAGCAAUUCUGCGUGGACUGAUGCCAGUCUCUGCUAAGACUGCUUCGUCGAUGGGCAAGAGAACUAUACUGCCCAGGAAGAAGAGAGCUUGAGAGACAAAUUUACUGAUAUAUAUAUAUAUAUAUAUAUAUAUAUAUAUAUAUAUAUAUAUUAGAGCGCUUUACCUAUUUCUCUUUUAUUCACUGACUGAUUAUUUUUAUUAUUAUUUUUUAAUUUAAUCUAUUGAGAAAGCUUUUUGAUGAAUAAUUUUGCACUUUUUAUUAUUUGAUUUAUUUUUGUUUUUAUGCCCUGUGAAAUUUCUCUGCACUGGAUGAAAAUGCAUAAAUAGAGAUGGGCUUUUCGUUUUCAGCAAAGAAAUCUGUGGGAAGAAUUUGGUGUAUUUUGCAGAUGGCUUUAUUAGAUAAUAAAUUUGAGGUUGAUCUCAAGAAUUUCUGUUUGUUUAGCCACUCAUUAUAGCUGUAGUUGCGUGUUAAUUUUGGAGUUAAUGUUGGAGGUGUCAAAAUGCCAAGGAUUUUAUGUCUCCCUCAGAAAAUUGGAGCUUAUAAACCACGCCCUGUUCUAAAAAUAUAACAAGUUUGAUGUUUGAAGGUGAUGAUCUUUGAUACACAAAUAUUACCAUUUAGAAAUUUCUUGUAGUGUUGCUGUUUUUAUUUUUGGGUUGCUCUAAGAACAAUUUGAUCUAAAUUUAAUUACUUAAUCUUAGUUUUGGGAGUAGUUCACACUGUGGAUGAAGGAUGAGGAGUCUAGUUGAGGCCAACAAUUUCUAUGCAAGUGGAAAUUUUCUCGCGAUUCAGGAAAGAAGAAACAUGAAACAUGGAAAUUAUAGACAAAAGAAAACGUGGAUCUUCACUGCAGUAGAAAAUGAAGAGCAAGAAACUAAGCCUUUUUAAACUGUUGCUGAUCAAUCUUUCAGAGCUUGUUCAGACUAUCUCUUGAAUCCUAUGUGCAGCAUGUCUGAGAUAGAAAGCCAAUAGUACCGCCCUUGUGGCAGUUUGAGCUGGGAAUGGGUGUACCACUAUAGUGAUACAAUUGGAGGUUCCAAGAAUGUAAUUUCAAGAAUUAUGCUUAAAUCCAUUCAGCCACAAGACUGAUAAUGGAAAGGUCAUAAAUGUUGCACCUCAAAAUUUGCAAAUCUUGAGAGAGGGACUGACAGUUGCGAGAUCUAGCUCCUCAAAUUGGCGACAUGUGGACAUUUCCCAUCCCUCAAUUCCUGUCUACCUUAAAAUUAUUUCCUUGAACUGUUAUACUUUCAAGAGACGAGCAGGUGAGUCUGAGAAACAUUUCUUCAACAUCACCUUGUGGGAUGCAAUUGGCUAUGUCCAAAUCUUUGAGCGUGAGCUGGUCAUCAACAGAUUGUUAAUCCCAUAUACUUUUUUAAAUGUCAGAGUUGUAAGGAAGAAGCUGCCUUUACUGAACUCAGGGUCAAAACCCUUUAAGCAGCCAGUUGAGUUUGCCGCCCCGCAAAUAGCUGGACUGUUAUAGACAAACAGCCAAUGGAAAGGACUUGGUUUAAUACUUUA
Messenger RNA from Hevea brasiliensis (rubber tree), 2144 nucleotides. RefSeq lists its product as uncharacterized. The transcript has 4 exons. The record is from RefSeq and is a predicted model, not a curated record. The coding region runs from base 213 to 716 and encodes 167 amino acids. NCBI's taxonomy places the organism in Eukaryota, Viridiplantae, Streptophyta, Magnoliopsida, Malpighiales, Euphorbiaceae. Gene Ontology annotation, cellular component: endoplasmic reticulum.